Molecule: messenger RNA, 1166 nt
Organism: Sphaerodactylus townsendi
Lineage: Eukaryota; Metazoa; Chordata; Lepidosauria; Squamata; Sphaerodactylidae
Exons: 3
Coding region: 353-1036 (227 amino acids)
Source: RefSeq, a predicted model, not a curated record
GGCAGCUGAAACAUGCUCAGUGAUGCCUGCAAGAAAACAACAAAGGCCAAGACUCACAAGAUCAGUUGUGACAUACUGUCAAGUCACAACUGAUUUAUGUUACCUGGACCAAGGAGCUCUCAAGACAAGUGAGAAGCAGAGGUGGUCUCACUCUCAGGAAAGAAAAACACACUUCCCUGGGAGUAAGAUCCACUGAAGAACAGUGGACCAACUUCAGAUUAGACCUGUAUAUGCCCAGCUGCAGGUCUUAGAUAUAUACACAAUUUGCCUGCAAAUAUUUCUAAUAGCAUUCUUUCUGAAACAGGAUUCACUCUACUUGCCCAGAGACAGACAUCAAGAACAAACUGGUCAGAUGACUCAUCAAAUAGGUGAAAAGCAAAGCAGAAGAAACUGCAUCAAGGGAGCAUUCAGUGUCCUUAACACAACAGGUUCCAUAAAGCUGCGUAAGAGAAUUGCCAGCUUUCGCCAAAAGCUUUCAGAUUCCAGUGGCAGAUACUGGGAAGACCUGGCAACUAGUCCCGAUAGUUCAGUGACCUCUCUUAAUGGCAGAAAACAUCCAGAAGCUGACUCGUCUAUUCCAUGCAUGACCGCAUUGGAAGCCUCCUUCCCUCCAGAAGAAGAAAAACCCCUCCAGAAGGCUGCAAUAUGGGCCUCAAGAGGAAGCCACGCGGACCUUGACAUGGAAAUGGACAACGACCUCCAAAGAGUAAACGAAAGUCUCGGCGCUGGCAUAAUGGUUGAUCUACCCCACAGAUCUUCUAAGCCCUCUGACCAUCCUAAAGGCACAGGAGUCUUUGGUGAACCGGACGAUCUGAUGCUUGAUCCUUCUUCACUCAUGGAUAUCGACAUUUUGGAUUCUUCAGGACUCCUCCAAAAUCUCCUUGGGACUUCCUCACUACAGCCUCUGUUGGCAGCCCCCAUUGGUGACAUUGUAAUGCACAACGAAAUGGGCAUCAGAAACACCAAAGAGAUCCCAGUCCUAGAGUGGGUUGGGGAAACUCUGAGGAAACAGAAACUGCAGGCAAUGCAGAUUUGAAGCAGAAAAGUGGGAUUGCUGAUAAUUUGCGUGAGCACAAUAAAUCACAGUGGGUGCACAGGUGAACAGCACAGGUGGAGGUGCUUUUUUCCCCUGCCAUUGCAUGAAAAGGUGACUGAGCAGACUAGUA